UAUUUUCACCAAAAGACAGAGUUAUUAUCGUUCGUAUUAGAACAUACAAUGAAAGAAACAUCCCGAAAUUAAAUGGUGGAGAUAUUAUUUUUGUGCGGGCAAGAGAGAUGUAUGGUGACGGUAUGGUUCUGGGAAAUGUUAUCGAUCAUCGGAACGGUUCAUACACGGGUUUUAUUCGAGUUUUCUGGACAGGAAGAACAAAUAUUCAUCUGAGGCUAGUAUCAGCAGCCGAGAAUACGUGUCUUCGCUAUAAAGCUCUAAAUAAGUACGGUGACAUUGUUUUUACUCUCAGACAACCCUAUGGAUUGAGGGCCAUUUAUUCGUAUAACAAUUCGAAAGUUUUGGCGCCGUGUAAUACUAACAGCUUCAUAUAUGGAAGCUCUCGGGUGUGUAAUUUUACGACUUUGAACGGAGGGAUGUCAUGGUACUGUGGACUGCCUGUUGGAGGCCAAUUCCAGUGUAAAGACCUUCAAUCAUUCUCACUUGGUUCAUUUAAAAGCCAUGCUCGUAGUGUUAAAGAUAAAAUCCGAUCUCCGGGACACGGUAUAUUCAGGAUACCAAUGUCAGUAGACGUAACGUUUAAGUCGAAUACCAACUCAUCUGUAACUUGUAAUGAAAGAACGCCAUUAGAGUCUUGGACAGAGAAAUCUCCGAUUGGAUUAUUUUUGAAAAGCCAUUGGAUUCCGACGAACUGCAAAACCAAUUUCACACACACUAUUGAAAACUACAGAACAUGCCUUCGAAACAGAACGUUGAUUUUUCUUGGAGAUUCAACAGUAAGGCAGUACAUGAACUUCUUUAUCAAGGACAUAUUAGGAUUAAAUGAGACACUCAAGAUAGCAUUAACUUUUGGACCUAACUUUAAAUCGUACCAUGGUCGCAACACGUUUACAAACCACGGAAUAACACUUAUUUACAGAAAACAAGCUAUGCCUGUGAUUUUUGGAGGUGGUGAAAUACCUAUAAAUAAUAUUCAAUCUUUUCCGCAAAUACUUGACUCAGUAACUUAUAGUAAUAUACCAGGUAUUUCUUUAGUUGUGCUGUUAAACUACCACACACAUUUUAGUUCAUAUCCCGCCGAAAAUUACCGGGAACGUCUAAAAUAUUUAGUUGCCUCGUUAAAACGCCUUUUCAAUUCAAAACCGGAAGCUAAAGUAUUUUUCAAGGGUCCAUCUCCAUGUAUUUCAGAUUCAAAAUGGUUUGAUCCAUACAUUUCACUUGUUUAUAAGAAGAUUCUAACUGAGGAAUUUACUGACAUUCUGGAUAAAGUAACUUUCCUGAACAUAUGGGAAAUAAGUGUUGCCCAUAAUGUGUCUGAUGUUCAUCCACAGGGUCAAGCUUUAAAAAGUCAGUUACAUCAGUUUAUGACAUUUCUUUGUUAAUUAUUUCCUUACACUUGCGAGAAGAGGCAUUAUGUUCUUUGAAAGCUACAGUCAUUAUGUUCUUUGAAAGCUACAGUCAUUAUGUUCUUUGAAAGCUACAGUCAAUAUGUUCUUUGAAAGCUACAGUCAUUAUGUUCUUUGAAAGCCACAGUCAUUGUGUUCUUUGAAAGCUACAGACAUUAUGUUCUUUGAAAGCUACAGACAUUGUGUUCUUUGAAAGCUACAGUCAUUAUAUUCUUGGAAAGCUACAGCCAUCUUUGAAAGCUACAGUCAAUAUGUUC
Ruditapes philippinarum (Manila clam) is the source of this 1663-nucleotide messenger RNA. RefSeq names its product NXPE family member 3-like. The record is from RefSeq and is a predicted model, not a curated record. Lineage: Eukaryota; Metazoa; Mollusca; Bivalvia; Venerida; Veneridae. The transcript has a single exon. Bases 108 to 1382 code for a protein of 424 amino acids.